CCUUGAAUCCUUCGAUUCUAUUUUUUUUUUUUUGUUCUAUUAGAGCCUCUGGAAGUGGCAUCAUGCUGCAUUGUGGGAAUCAACAAUGACAAACAAUCAUCCUACGUCUUCAUUAAAUACUAUAAAUCUCGUCACACAAUGUCUGUGCAUUCCUAUCGUUACUAUUUUCGUGGCGACACGGUUCGCCAUUCGGUGUUGGUAUAAGCAGUUUGUCGUAGUGGAAGAUACUUUCUGCUUACUAGCAUGGAUUCUGUUCAUGGUAUAUUGCGCUAUUGCCAUUAUUAUCGGCCAAUAUGGAGGAGGUAUUCACUAUACAGAAGUGCCACCCGAAUGGGAGGUUCCCUUCAAAAAGUUCUGCUACAUCGCGACAGUCUUCUACUGCCCCAUGAUCCUCUUCGUGAAAUACGCCCUCCUUUCCAUCUUGAUCCGGAUCUUCGCGCCAUACCGAGCCCGAAUCAUGUUCAUCUACGGACUCCUCGGAUGCCUCACCAUCUACUACAUUAUCGCUGAAAUUGUUAAAAUUCGCAUGUGUGACCCUGUCCCAGCAUACUGGACAGGGCAGCCAGCCUCAUGUCUCGAUCAACGAGCCGCCCUGAUUGCCGACUCUGUCAUCAGCGCCGUCACCGACGCCAUUAUCCUCGUCCUCCCGCUUCCGUUAACCUGGUCGCUACAGAUGUCACGGAGCAAAAAGAUGCGGGUGAUCGGCAUGUUAUCUGCAGGAGGCUUAGCCACUGCAUUUAGUAUCUACCGACUGAUCCUGGUUCUACGAGACGGUAGUUCCCCCAAUAUGACCGUGAUGUUCACCUGCGUGAUUCUUUCUGGUAACGCCGAAGGAGGCGUCGGCCUCAUCUGCGCCUGUCUCCCCACCAUGAACAUCGUGAUCAACAAGAUCCGCCAAGCCGGCUACAGCUACGGUUCAAACAAAUACAACCAAAACGAGUCCUCGAUGCACCUCAGCAAAAUGAAAGGCGCCAGCAGCAAGGGGUUCUCUGCCAUCGGAUCGCGAACCGAGCCUGAGUUCGGAUCCGAUCAAAGCCAUCUGAUCACGUACGCGGGAACAGUGGACGUCGGAUCUGCCGGCGACGGUGGAAUCCAUAAAACAAUCGAUGUGUCGCAGACUGUGGAGGUUCUUGGAAACGAGCCUGCGCAGCGGAGUCAGUUCUAACGAUGUUUUCGACUCUUAUUACCUUUUUUUUUUUUUUAUAAUAGAUAUCCGGUAGGUUUAGUAAGGCUUUUCUCUAAACAUUUUCCCUACGCCCUAUCCCCUGUUUUCUUUUACUUUUCUUUUGUGGAGCUUGAUUCUAUUGGGUUAUACAGGUCUGAAGCUUGGUUCUUGAUUGUUGUUCUAGAAGACUCACGAUGUCAUUUUGGAUGUAUCUAAUGUAUAUCAACACAUUAUCAGAUAGAGUUAUGGUUACGACAUCUCGUAUGCAUGUCAAGAUCCAUUGCUACGAAGGAUGAAUUAUUUUUUCCCUUAAAACCAAACACCCCUCAAUC
Molecule: messenger RNA, 1497 nt
Organism: Aspergillus alliaceus
Lineage: Eukaryota; Fungi; Ascomycota; Eurotiomycetes; Eurotiales; Aspergillaceae
Exons: 7
Coding region: 86-1165 (359 amino acids)
Source: RefSeq, a predicted model, not a curated record